AUGUCUCAGCUCUCCAAAUCGGGUCCGGUGGUCAGUAGCCCACGACCGCCAAGCGGCGCAUCCCUCUCACCUGCUGCCCAAACAACGGAAGCGGUAGGUCUUUUUCUCCAUGAGGUGCCCCCGUCACCCAACCCGCUCCCCCCACCGCCCCUCUCCCCUCUGCCGUCCUCGGCAGACAACAACUCGCGUGUGGCGUCCACCGCACCGACGCAGCUUGUGCGUCGCGGCACGUCUUCCGAUUCUCCCUUGUCGUCCGACGACGACGGCGACAUCCGCUCGCGAUUUCUACUCUACAACGCCGCCGGCCGUCUCGUCGGAGCUCGGGAGCCGACGGACCCGUGGGGCGUGCUCGUGUCGGAGCACACCACACUGAACUGCAUCUACAAGCACCGCACCGUCCGCGUGGGGCGCGAGGAAGGCUGCGACGCCACGCUGAGGAACGCGUUGGUGAGCACCACGCACUUCACGAUUUCGCUGGAGCUGGAGCCCUAUGAGCCACACGACGGCAUCAGCGGUAGUAAUGGCGGUGGUCCCACAGAACACGCUGAAGAGGCGGAAAGCACCAAAGGCGGCUCAUUGCAGUCCCGCCCGACGCAAAAGCUGUUACAAGACGCAGACACUGCGACAGCAAGCACCACCGAUGCAAGUCACGUUGUGGAAGGUAGUGAAGAGAGUUCCCAGGAGCGCGGACCGCUGUCCACGUCCACGGCAGUGCCACUCUCGCCACAUGAUGUGGGGCUGCCGGGUUGGCGGGUGCACCGCGUCCUUCUCACCGACUGCAGUGCGAAUGGGACCUACAUUAACGACGAGCUGGUGGGUCGGGGCCACUACCGAAUGCUGCACAGCGGCGACGACAUCAACAUUGUGCGGGUGCCGGAGGCGACGUGUCAAGGCGGGGCUUCUCCUUCCCCUCCCGUGCAGUCCUAUGUCACUGCUCGAAGUAGCAGCAGAGAGUCCGCGGAGGGGGUAGACGAGGAGCCAAGAACGACGCUGGUGGGACCAAAUGAAAAAAGUGAUGAAUUUGCGAACAAGGAAAGUUGGAUUCGACAACGUCGGCGUGCUCUUCGCGAGCUCAACCGCCAACACCCGACAGCGCCCAACGCCACCUCGGUGGCGGCCACCGUGGCAAAGCGACGCCGUCGACGAGCACACGACGGCGGCGAUGAUGACGACGACGAAGAAAGCGCCUCUGCGCAGACAAAAGAGGACCUAGAAAAGACGCAGAUGUUCACGGCGCUUCUUUCCACUCUCUCCACGAAGUACACCUACCUGGAACGGUUCUGCUUUCAUAUGUACAACACGGAGGAGCCGCAGCAGCAACAGCAGCAGCAUGGGACGGCGGCGACGGGAAAUGUGCUGCUCGACCCACGCAACUACACGGCACCGUCAACUCAGCAGAAUUUUGAUGUCGUCGGCAUGGAACGUGGGGAGGAAGGAACGGAACAGGAAACGUGGAACCGCCAGAAAGAGCCGCGAGAGUCGGCGCAGCGCGACACUGCCGUGUUUCCAAAGCCGCUCUCCGUCACGUCUCUGCGCGAAGAAAAGGAAGUGACAACCUCCGUGGCAGGUGUCGCAACGGUGCCGCAUCAAAGGGCUGUUCGCUUCGUUAAUAUUCCAGAAACGGUGAUGGACGUCGCGCAGACAGAGGCCGACAGCGGGAAUCUCGCGAGCUCGGCGCAGUCAAAAGGCACAUCAACCACCGUUGCGGAUGUUGCGUUGCCUCCGCUGCUGCCGUCGUCAAACAGCAGUGGCGCCCUGACAACCCCCGCAGGGCCGCCACGCAAUCUGACGGCACGACAGGAACAAGCAGUCUCUACGUUGGUCACCCCGUUCUCCCUCUUGCGCUCUAGACCGUCGAUUCGCACCAGCUUCAUCGCCCCCAUCACGCUGUCCGAGCGAGAAAGCUCGACGACGUCGUCAGCCGGCUCCGCCGUGCAUCAUCAGCAGCAGGUACAUGCACCGACCUCCUCUACCGCCGCGACACGCUUCCACGAGAGCCUCAGCAUCAGUCCGGCUCUACAGCGCGAAGCGGCUGCGCAGCAGCGCGCUGAUGCACGUCGCGCGCACGAUAACCGCGCUCUCGCUAGCAGCAACGACGGUAACAAUAGGAACACCAAUCGUGCGGAUGUGGGUGGUGCCUUUGGUGGGCUGUUGAAGGAUGGGCCGGCGGACAUACCCAUUCGGUACGCGGUGCUGCCGCUGCGACACCUGCAGUGGGGCGGUCGCAUUGGCUGCGGUGCGAGCGGCGAAGUUUACAUGGGCAUCGACGUGUCCACCGCCACAGCCGUCGCUAUCAAGGUGUUAAAAGGCGGUUCCCUGUUUCCACCGGCCGAGGCGACGAAGGUCAUGUCAACCGCAACCGAGGUCCACGGCGGUGGUGGUGGUGGCGCUGGACCAUCGGCUGAGCAGAGCCCCGCCAUACGCCCUGACGAGGAUACGCUGUUGUCGCUGUCGAACGUGAGCCUCGGCAACACCCCGCCGACCUCCCGAUCGUCGUCGGGGGGCUCCGUGUCCGCCUCGACGGCGCCGGCGACUACCCUCCCCGACCCCUCAUCCUGUACGACAAGUAAAGGGUCACCGUUCGAAGUCAAAGACGGCAAAGGUGAAGACGACGAGGAAGCACCGCCGGAGAAAACAGAAACCGAGAAGAGGACAGCAGCGUCAGCAAGUCGGGCAACGCGAGAGGCAAAGGUCGAUGGGCAGCGAGAGGAAGAAGCAGAGGCCUACGCGAAUGAGGAGUCGGCGCCAUUUGCCGCCGCCGCGACACCCCCCUCCCCGGCAUCUUCCUCGGUCAACAACACCCCGCCAGAGUGCGGACGACGUCCCUCCACAGCGUUGGUCACGUCGACGGGCAGCGGCAAAAGUGUGCUGGCGCCGCAAAAGCAGCAGCCUCAACGUCAACGACAGCGAGAGGGACCGCAGGCGACUCGGCCGUCCGCCCCGCCCAUCAUUCGUAAGCACUUCCGUGAAAUCGUCUUUCUCACCACCCUGCAGCAUCAGCGCAUUGUGCGGUUUCUCGGCUUCCAGUUUAGCGUGGACGGGCGGCUGUGUCUGCUGAUGGAGUACGUGGCGGGGGGCACGCUGCAGACCCUCAUUCGCAACUUCGGCGCCUUCGAAGAAAACGUCAUCCGCCUCUACACGCUGCAGAUUCUCGAGGGCAUGGAGUAUCUCACACGGAAAGGUGUCGUGCAUGGCGACCUGAAGAGCGCCAACAUUUUAGUGUCGGAGCAGGGUAGCGUGAAGCUGACGGACUUUGGCACCAGCCGCUUCGUGCAUGAGUGCACCACAGACGAGCUUCCAACCGAGAAAUCCACUCAUCGCACCGGUGCGUCUCAGCAGCAUACACGUCGUUGUUCCCCGACACACCAAACAGGCAGCAGCGCUCACCACCACGGCGCACAAGGAGAUGGGACAGACGCCAAUGCACCACAGCACAGCGCGUUGCAGGAACACGGCAACGAAGAGGUGGGAGAGGAGGAGAAAGAGCGAAUGAAGCGCCACCGCACCCGCAGUGGCAGCCGAGAUGAGGAAAGCAAGAGGGAGAAGGACGACAACGUCUUCUCGAGGGAGCACAGUGACGUCUACAGCGGCGACGCGGCGGAGGCGGACGAGGAGGAGGACGACGACAACGAGGGCGAUGCGUCGCGACAACGUGUGCUGUGCGGCACGCCGCUCUACAUGAGUCCGGAGUUGAUUCGCACCCAAGAACCGUCCUUCGCCUCCGACGUCUGGGCGCUGGGGUGUGUGGUGUAUGAGAUGGCCACCGGAGGCCUACUGCCGUGGCGGCCCGUACACCAGUCGAACGCCUCCGCCGUGAUUUGGUACAUUGGGCAGCGUCAGUCUGCCAGCGAGGGCCCUCCUUUGGACGACGUGUACGCGGAGCGGGAGCGACUGAACCACGCUGCCAUGCACCGCAGCAGAGACGCGGCAGAGGGUUUUGAGAUGGAGGAAUACCAUCAUAAUAGCGAUGGCGACGAGGAAUCAAAUGAGCAGCAGCACGGCGGUGGUUGGAGUGUGACGCCGUCGCCCAUGCUCAUUGACCUGCUGCAGUGCACGCUGAACAUGGACGCGGCGGACCGCCCGUCGGCCGCCGAACUGCUGCAGCACCCGUUUAUUCGGGGUGAAAACUCAAUCGCAGCGCUCGAGAAGUGGCAUGCGGCGGUGGCGGCCAAGCACCGCGCGCUCGCCGCCAAGUCCGUGCCACAGUCGUUGCGAGGGGGCUUUGAAGAGUACAGCGACGAGAAGACGGGUGGAAGCGAUGACAGCAGCAAUGGUGGCAGACAGAAUGACGACGAACGGAGGCGGUCGCGCAAUAGCACGCGCAGCAGCACCGGCAGCCCUUUCGAAACAGCCGUUCUCGUUUCUGGGAGCAGCAGCAGCGGCACAGCUGCACGGAAGGCCAUUACCCCUCCCCACGGCACCCCAUCGUGGCCGGCACAGACCUCCGUCUCGCCCUCACAGCACCUGCCGCUUCAGCAACGGCAACGUGUUGAGGAGCUCGUAGAUGUUGACGUAGGCGGUUGGGAUGUGAAGAGGAAGGAUGACACGGACGACCCGCACUCCUCCCACGCCCUCGCCGACCAGAGUAAGCAACGGGAGGGACGUAAGAGUCGAUCCUCCUCCACCACGACAUCACCGCCGCCGUCCCUGUCCGCGCCGCCGCAGCCGACCCCGUCUAUUCUCGUGAAGCCGUCUGCAUCUCCGCCUCCCGGUGGCAGAGUUAAGAGCAGCACCGGCAAAAGCAACACGCCAACGUCGUUUUUUCUGGGUGAUUCGUGGGAGAAGGUCAAACCGCUCUCCCUGGUCUCUGGCGCACCCGCACCGCCCCCUCCAACUGCUGCUCCCCUCACGCCGUUGCACCCGCAACAGGAGGUGCCCCAGAGCAACAACGCAGAGAGGCCGUCUGUUCUCGGGGAGGGCAAUCCCGAUUCUCAGCCCCUCAUCGACGAACCCCCGCACCCCACUGAGGCCACUGGCCGACGCACCGGCUUCUGGGGAAAAAUUGGACGGCGCGACAACGCACUGCCAAGCGGCACGGCGGAGUCUACGCAGGUGCCGCCACCGCUGCCGUUCAGCUCCACCGCCUCUCCCUCGCCGCAGCUGCCUCACGCGUCCUACAGUGGCGGCAAUCUGCCUGCUCAGCCGAUGUCGCAACUGUUCUCUAGCACCGCCCCUCAGUUCAAAGUUCCUCUUCCACGCUCGCAAACGCACGCCUCUCCCGGCAUAAGUCAGCAGCAGCAGCAGCAUUAUACCGCACCCUCUUCGCAGCCGAGUGACAACUUUCCGCGCUCCAUGAUAGCCGCACAUCAGAUAUUUCUACGCAAAAAGGAGCAGGAACGACGCAGUUCUUCGCUGGCUCCGCUGCAGCCAUCGCGGCAGCUACGCGGUCGCCCACGCACGGAAGGCUGGCUGCCAACCUACAACACCGCCACGCAUCAGUCGCAGCAAGGCUCGGUGCUGGGAAGUUCGCGCGGGUACAGCUUCCAAAACCCACAGCUGAGCACGCAAACCAUGGAGAUGCACGUGCCGCUUCGAUUUGCUAGUCAGCCGACCCCGAGUGGGUCUGGACGAUAUCGGCAGCAGCAACAGCAGCACGGCAACUCACACGGUGGUAAACGGAAAGCACGUAUGGGAGGCGCCACGGCGAGUCAAAAUCAAUCCUCGCAAAACACGCAACAACAGCAGCCCUUCAACGCCCCGCGGCACAAGUCGUGGAAUGUGAAUCCGAACGCGAAACUAAACAAUUACCAGGACUAUACGAGUGGUGGCGGUGGUGGCAGCGUGGUACCUAAUGCAGCGGUGGAAGGGACUAAUCUGUCGAGGAACGACAUCGCAACGGCGCGCUCUCCACGCGGGCCGAGGCCACAGUCAGACUCGGUGCUGGGAGGUAACACGGACAGCAACAGUCGCAGCGAUCCGCAGCACGCAAACUACCUUCCGCCGCAGAUGGGCUUGGCAUGGAAGCCCGGUGAGCUGACGCUGGAGAUGGACAGGAUGACGUUGAACUCACCGCGCACGGGUGCCACUCCUGCGUCUGCGUCCGCGUACGCAGGGUCUGUUCUACAAGGCGCGCGCUUUGUGAUGCCCAGCAGCGGCGGCGGCGGCGGCAGCAGCAAACACAACAACAUAAGCAACGGGGUGAUGUUGACGCCGGCACAGCAGCCGCAGAUGCAAGCACCCGGCUCACCCGCCUUCAGUAGCGGCGGCAACAUGGCUCCCAACAAUCCGGCCUCGCCUCUCGUCUACACCACGAAAGACACGACACCGGUGUUGGGCGAGGGCAGUCGUCCGCGGCGGCACUUUCUCGCACGUCGCAGGCGUGGCGGACGUCGAUCGAGUCAGGAACGGCGACAGAACCUCGCCGCCGCACAAGUCCAUCAGGGACUGACGGAAGGGCCGGCACCACGACGCUCCAGCAUUGGCAGUCUGCGUCAGCGAAGACGCGGAAACGGCAGACAGGUCAAUCAGCACGGUGCUUUUGGACGACAGGGUGAUGGUGGUGGUGGUGGAGACGGUGGAGGGCGUAGUAAUAAUAAUAAUAAUAAUACCAGUGGGGUUUUCCAGCAGACGAAUUCUGAAGGCAAAUCAGCAGUUCUGCCAUCACCACCGCCACCGCUCGACACAGCUCCGACGCCGUCCGUUCGUGCGGAGGGGCAGCGCAAUACGGCGCAGAGGGCAUCUCCUGACAGCUUUUCUGCAACUGCGUCCAGCGGACAGGCGCAAAGCAUGAAGAGGGGCGAGCGUCAAGGCGUCACUCGGUCCCGUUCUUCGUUGCGAGGUAGGAAUGCCGCGAAGCAGGCUCCUCGUGAGCGUUCGAAGAGGGGUAAGUAG
Molecule: messenger RNA, 6831 nt
Organism: Leptomonas pyrrhocoris
Lineage: Eukaryota; Euglenozoa; Kinetoplastea; Trypanosomatida; Trypanosomatidae
Product: putative protein kinase
Exons: 1
Coding region: 1-6831 (2276 amino acids)
Biological process (GO): protein phosphorylation
Cellular component (GO): cytoplasm
Molecular function (GO): protein serine/threonine kinase activity; protein binding; ATP binding
Source: RefSeq, a predicted model, not a curated record